Molecule: messenger RNA, 2622 nt
Organism: Effrenium voratum
Lineage: Eukaryota; Dinophyceae; Suessiales; Symbiodiniaceae
Source: the annotation of a GenBank genome assembly
AUGGCUGAGGGGCGCAGGGCUCCCUCAAAAGAGGAUUAUGGGCCAGGCUGGACGCAGCUGACGGAUCAUGGAAAGAUCUACUUGAGCAAGAAGGAGAAGAAUGUCUUCAUCCUGGAAGGGACGAAGUCUGCGGGCUUUUCUGGCUGCGGCUACGGCGGCAGCUUGGAAGAGAGGACUGCCCUGGAGAGCGGCUCUUUCUCGGUGACCAGCGAGGUGAAGUGCAUGCCAGGGGGUCAGACUCCCGAGCAGCAGGUCUUCCUGUUGCUGGAUUGCACCAGUGUCACAGACCUCUCCUCUGGCUGCGACUUUUGCGCUGUGCGGCUGAGCUUUGACACUCGAGAGGUCCGCGUGGAGAGUCACAAGCGCAACGCGUCGACUCAAGUUCUCUUCGCCCAGCCCAACUGCACCUUGCUGCGGCCGCAGGCGUACGUCACCGUGCUGGUGGAGUUUCACGGGGACACCCUGACCCUCUCGCUGAGCGGUGUGGCGGUGGCCAGGAACCUCCGAGUGGACCGAUGUCAGGGCGGGGGCGUGGGAUUAGCCGCCUAUGGCAAGACCAGGUGCUACGUGCGGCGUUUCCGCAUGGCCCCGCUGGCCGCACCGCCAGACGAGGAAGCGGCGGUGGCGUCCGCUGCCGCGUCCGCGCCCACGCAGACGAGCCGCAAGGGCGGGGCUUAUGGCCCUUGCCCCAUGGGUAGCUCAGCGACGGAAGAGAUGGACUUGGCCAUGACGAUUGAAAGGGACAUCGUCUGCCAGGAUUUGAAGGUUCGCUUCGAAGACAUAGGAGGUCUAGAUGACGCAAAGCGUGCGAUCAACGAGGCGGUCAUACUGCCCUUGCUGAUGCCAGAAUUUUUCGUGGGUCUGAGGAAGCCAUGGAAGGGCGUUCUACUGUUUGGACCUCCGGGAACAGGCAAGACAAUGCUGGCUAAAGCGGUGGCUUCUUGUGCGGAGAGCAUCACCUUCUUCAACUGCAGCUCCGCCACGCUCACCUCCAAGUGGCGGGGCGAGUCCGAGAAGCUCCUGCGGGCCCUCUUCCAGACCGCGCGCUCGCGGGUUCCCGCCAUCCUCUUCUUUGACGAGAUCGACUCGCUUUUGUCCCAGCGAGGCGGCGCAGCCGAGCACGAGGCAUCACGGCGCUUCAAGUCGGAGUUCUUGAUCCACAUGGAUGGGUUGCUUAGCGAUUCACAGGACCAGAGCGGGCACCUCUUCGUGUUGGCCACCAGCAACUCGCCAUGGGACCUCGAUGAAGCGUUACGGAGGCGCCUGGAGAAGAGGAUUUACAUUCCCCUGCCUGAAGAAGACGCUCGUCACCGCAUGCUAGAGCACUUUCUGAAGGACAUUGUGCUUGCCGAAGACGUGGAUUUGGCAGACUUGGCCCGGAAGCUGGAGCGCUACAGUGGCGCAGAUGUGCAGCUGGUCUGCCGCGAAGCAUCGAUGAGCCCAAUGCGUCGCAUGGUGGAAGGACUUGCGCCAUCGGAGUUGCUGCAGUUACGCAGCGAAGGAAAGCUGAAUACGGAGAACCUCUCUGUGUGCAUGGCUGACUUUGAUGCAGCCAUUGCCAGAGUGCAGCCUUCUGUGUCACGCAGCGACACUUACCGCUACCUGACGCAGUCCAUGCAGUCCAUGCAGUCCACGCAGGCCAUGCAGUCCACGCCCCGAAACGGCCCAGUGCCGUCACCGCCCGCUUCACUCAGCGCCACCAGCCUGACCAGCUCCACCACUUUCCCUAUGGGACAAUCCGCUGAACCGGGUGCGUUUCUUUGCGAUCCCUUGGAACGAAUGCUUGUCAUCAAUUUACCUGGGCAAGCGGGAGAAGCGCGCCGCGUUCAUAUCACCCGCGAAUUCGCCAAGGCAGGCCUGCAUGGGCGCUACCACUUCUGGCCGGCAGUCUCAGCCCACGAUGACACACAGUUGGCCAAGGAGUUGAAGCUGCCCAGCUGUCCCUGCGACAAGAGGGCGGCCCUUGCGCUGAGCCACCGGCGCAUCUACGAGACCAUGGUGGCGGAGCGAUGGCCUUGUGCCAGCAUCUUCGAGGAUGACGUGUCGCUGGCCCGCAACUUUGGACAUCGUUUGGCAGCCGUAGCUGGAAGCAUCCCGCCCUUUGAUACGAUACAGCUGGGUUUCUGCAAGCAGGGCCGCAAGGUGCACCAUGGUCCUGAAGAUCAGGAAUCUAUUCCAGUGCUGAAGUACGGCUGGCCGGGUGCCUGCGUGCAUGCCAUGAUUGUCAGCUUGCAAGGCGCACACUACCUUGCUGCGGGGAACACUCCUGUCCACACAUCCGCAGACGCAGCCAUGGACCCCAAGCAUCAGUGGAACUGGACCCGACGCGUGCAUCUGGAUAACAAGUCAGGAGUGCCCGGCUCGUAUUGGUAUACUGAUCCCAUUCUUGCAUGGCAGGGCGGUGACCACCUGGAUGGCGGCGCUUGAGCCACGUUGAGCCCCAGACGGGACCGGCGAACGGGCCGUUGCGACGCACGUGGAUGGAAGCCACGCAGAUGCAAUCCUUCCUGACGAAGCCUGUGGCCACUGCGGACACUGAAGAAGCGCGUCACCCGGAGACGCUGAGAUCGCGGAAGCGCCGAAGAACUUGCAUACCCGGGUGCCGUAGCACGGAUGGUGUGG